UUGUGAACUGUUACUUUCACUUUAUUGUCUCGGACCGGUGGCGCAGCAACAACUGCACCUGGACAGUUGGUGGCACAGAGUCUUUGACUUCAGCAGAACUCCUUAGAGAUUAGAGGAGAGAGUCGAGCAACACUGACACAAGACAGUUGGUGGCACAGAGUCUUUGACUUCAGCAGAACUCCUUAGAGAUUAGAGGAGAGAGUCGAGCAACACUGACACAAGACAGUUGGUGGCACAGAGUCUUUGACUUCAGCAGAACUCCUUAGAGAUUAGAGGAGAGAGUCGAGCAACACUGACACAAUGUCCACACAAAGCACUUCAUCGAGUUCAUCACCAGCAGAAAGCACAAUCAAACAACCCUCUGCGAUUAGAAUUAUGCUGCUGGGGAAGAGUGACAACGAUAAGACAAAACUUGGUAAUUUUAUGCAAAAGGAUCCAGAAUUUCAAGUUCAAAAACAGUCCCAGAAUAAGCAUUGCAUUUCUGGAGAGUGGAGAGGAAAAUCAUUAACAGUAGUGAAAGCUCCAAACAUCUUCAGUCUGUCUGUGGAGACAGUGAGAGAAGAGAUGAGGAAGUACAUCAAUCUUUGUCCUCCUGGACCAAAUGUUCUGCUGCUGUUAGUGAAGGUUUCAAAGUUCACUGAGGAGAACAGACAAACACUGAAGUUCAUCCUGAGUUUGUUUGGUCAAGAUGCUUUUAAACACUCAAUGGUCAUCAUGAAUGACAAAUACUGUGAACAAAAUGGCUCUGUUAAUCAACUCAUUGAAGAAUGUGGAAAAAAGCAACACAGCAUGUUUGCAAAUGACCACACAUUGUUAAUGGAGAAGAUUAAGAACAUUGUUCUUAAAAACAAAGGAACCUUCCUCACCUUCACUGAAGAGACCAUCAGACCAAAGUCUGAACAUAUCAAACCAGCUUUAAACCUGGUUCUGUGUGGGAGGAGAGGAGCAGCUAAGACUUCAGCAGCCAAGGCCAUUUUAGGUCAGACAGAGUUUCAUUCAGUCUCCGUCUCAUCAGAGUGUGUUAAACAUCAGAGAGAGGUGUGUGGACGUUGGGUUUCCCUGGUGGAGCUGCCUGCCUUGUAUGGAAAACCUCAGGAGGCAGUGAUGGAGGAAUCACUCAGGUGUAUCUCCCUCUGUGAACCUGAGGGCGUCCAUGUCUUCAUCCUGGUCCUACCUGUGGGUCCCCUCACUGAUGAAGACAAGAGAGAGUUAAAGACCAUCCAGAAUACAUUCAGCUCUCGAGUCGAUGACUUCACCAUGAUUCUGUUCACUGUGGAGUCAGAUCCUGCAGCUCCAGCUGUUGUUAACUUUCUAAAGGAAAACAAGGACAUCCAGGAGCUCCGUCAGAGCUGUGGAGGAAGAGAUGUUGUUCUCAACAUCAAGGACAAGCAGCAGAUCCCAGAGCUGCUGGACAUGGUGGACAAGAUGAGACAAUCUGAAAAUAAACCAUCCUGCUAUACAGCUGUAACAUUUGCACAUGCACAAAUGGAAAAAGUCAUACAACUUGAGAGACUGAUGAAGAAGAACAAGAUCACUUGUGAUGAUGAGGAGCAGAGACCAGAGAGUCUCAGGAUUAUGCAGCUAGGAAAGACUGGAAGUGGAAAGAGCUCUACAGGAAACACCAUUCUAGGAAGAAAAGAGUUUAAAGCCAAAUCAAGUCAAACAUCAGUCACCAAACAUUGUCAGAAAGCACAGAGUACAGUGGACGGUCGUCCGGUCGUUGUGGUCGACACUCCUGGUCUGUUUGACACAACUUUGUCCCAUGAAGAGGUUUAUGAGGAGAUGGUGAAAUGCAUCAGUCUUCUGGCUCCAGGACCACAUGUCUUCCUGUUGGUGUUACAGAUCGGCAGACCAGAGGAGAAGGAGACAUUAAAACUCAUCAAGGAAGGCUUUGGGAAGAAUGCUGAAAAGUUCACCAUCAUUCUUUUAACUGGAGGAGAUAAACUAAAGCAGGAUAAAGUUUCCAUUGAAGAAUACAUUGAACAGGACUGUGAUGAUUCCUUUAAGAAGCUGAUCUCUGACUGUGGAGGAAGAUACCAUGUGUUUAAUAACUAUGAUGAAGAAAACCGCACACAAGUCAGUGAGCUGAUAACCAAGAUUGACAGCAUGGUGAAGGAAAAUGGAGGCAGCUGCUACACCAAUGAGAUGCUGCAAGAGGCCGAGGCAGCUAUAAAGAAAGAAAUGGAGAGAAUCCUGAAGGAGAAGGAAGAAGAGAUGAAGAGAGAGAGGGAGGAGCUUCAAAGAAAACAUGAGGAGGAAAUGGAAGAGAUGGAAAGAAGAAUGGAAGAGCAGAGAGCAGAAACUGAAAAGGAAAGAGAAAUGAGAGAAAAACAACUUAAAGAAAAGGAGGAGAAGAUAAAGAAGGAACAUGAGGAGAGAAAGAAAGAACAGGAAGUAAGAGAAGAAGAAGAAGACAUGAAGAGAAAACAACAGGAAGAAAUUCAACGACAGGAGUGGGAACGAAAAACAGAAGCUUUGGAGCAACAAAUAAAGUUAAAAUCAGAGGAAAAGGAAAUGAUUGACAGAAAGCUGAAGGAGAGCAGAGAAGAGAUGAGAAAAGAACGAGAGAACUGGGAGAAAACACAAAAAGAAUGGUGGAAAAAACAAAAACAAGAAGAAGAACAGAGACGACAAGAGGAAGAAACUAGACUUAGAAAGCUUCAAGAAGAAUAUGAACAGGAAAGAGAAAAUUAUGAGAAGAAAAGAAAUGAAGAGGACAGAAUCAGAAGAGAACAAGAGGAAAAAGAGAAAGAAGAACAGAGAGCAGAAAUUGAAAAGGAGAGACAACUGAGAGAAAAAGAACUUAAAGAAAAGGAGGAGAAGAUAAAGAAGGAACGUGAGAAGAGAAAGAAAGAACAGGAAAUGAGAGAAGAAGAAGACAGGAAGAGAAAACAAAAAGAAGAAAUUCAACGACAGGAGUGGGAACGAAAGGUUGAAGCUUUGGAGAAAAACAUAAGAUCAGAGUCAGAAUCAAAGGAAACAAUUGACAGAAAGCUGAAGGAGAGCAGAGAAGAGAUGAGAAAAGAACGAGAGAAAUAUGAGAGAGAACAAAGAGAAUGGUGGGAAAAACGAUGUCAAGAAGAAGAACAGAGACGACAGGAGGAACAAACAAGACUUAGAAAGCUUCAAGAAGAAUACAAACAAGAAAGAGAAAAUUAUGAAAAGAAAAGAAAGGAAGAGGACAGAAUCAGAAGAGAACAAGAGGAAAAAAGGAAAAAAGAACAGAGAGCAGAAAUUGAAAAGGAGAGAAAACUGAGAGAAAAAGAACUUAAAGAAAAGGAGGAGAAGAUAAAGAAGGAACGUGAGGAGAGAAAGAAAGAACAGGAAAUGAGAGAAGAAGAAGACAAGAAGAGAAAACAACAGGAAGAAAUUCAACGACAGGAGUGGAAACGAAAGGUUGAAGCUUUGGAGCAAAAUAUAAGAUCAGAGUCAGAAUCAAAGGAAACCAUUGACAGAAAGCUGAAGGAGAGCAGAGAAGAGAUGAGAAAAGAACGAGAGAACUGGGAGAAAACACAAAGAGAAUGGUGGAAAAAACGAAAACAAGAAGACGAACAGAGACGACAGGAGGAACAAACAAGACUUAGAAAGCUUCAAGAAGAAUAUGAACAGGAAAGAGAAAAUUAUGAAAAGAAAAAACUGGAAGAGGACAGAAUUAGACGAGAACAAGAGGAAAAAGAGAAAAGACAUCAAGGAGAACUAUAAGAAAGAAAUGGAGGAUCUGAAGAAGACAUAUGAAGAGGAGGCCAGAAAGAAAGCUGAAGAGUUUAAUGAAUUCAAAGAGAAAUACACCAAGGAGUUUACAGCUCAGAAGAAACAGCAUGAGGCAGAAAUGACAGAGAAAGAUAAACAAUUUGACUUCUUAAAGGCACUUUCAGCUCACAAAGAAGAACAAAUGAAGCAAGUAUAUCGAGGUAAAAUUUCUGAAGUCUUGAAAUGUGUGACCAAAAAGAAAGACAAUAAGAAACGAAUCAAGCGCUUACUGGAAAAACAUGAACAAGAAAUGAAGAAUAAGAAAAAUGAGGAGGAAAAGAAAAAUCUGCAUGAAACACAUGACAAACAAAUAAGUGAACUGAUAGAGGAACUUAUGAAACAAGACGGCACAAGCUGUCCCAUAUUAUGAGGCUUUGUUUCAUGUCUCAUCAACAGAGCAUCCAACGAAGGUUAAAAUCAAGGGCAACUGGACUUGGUUGAGGAUCCUGGAAGACGUUUCGUCCCUCAUCCAAAGGACUUC
Messenger RNA from Micropterus salmoides (largemouth bass), 4231 nucleotides. Its product is annotated as GTPase IMAP family member 8-like. The record is from RefSeq and is a predicted model, not a curated record. The coding region runs from base 301 to 3702 and encodes 1133 amino acids. The transcript is spliced from 7 exons. NCBI's taxonomy places the organism in Eukaryota, Metazoa, Chordata, Actinopteri, Centrarchiformes, Centrarchidae. Gene Ontology annotation, molecular function: GTP binding.